Messenger RNA from Plenodomus lingam JN3, 723 nucleotides. RefSeq lists its product as uncharacterized. The record is from RefSeq and is a predicted model, not a curated record. NCBI's taxonomy places the organism in Eukaryota, Fungi, Ascomycota, Dothideomycetes, Pleosporales, Leptosphaeriaceae.
AUGAUGCGCUCGUUCCCCGGCUCUCGACUCUCGACAACACCUCGACUCUCCUCCACCGUACCUCAUCGCGAAGAAAGCAGUGGGAUUGUGAGAGAAAAGGCAAGACAGGGUUUUGUUGUUGUUGUUGUUGCUGUUGCUGUUGUAGAGGCAGGACGCUCCGUUGCGGUCAUGUUCUCCCUCACGUCCACGGCCAACCUCCGCCAUGUCACGCCUCUGCCUCGGUCGAUCACGUUUGCGCAGGCCGUCGGCUACCUGCACAACCACGAUUUGCUCAUCCGCCUCGAUCCCGAAUUUGCGUCGUACGAAGUACUCCCCACCGACCCUGCUGUUCCCCAGGCCAAACGCUACCAAGUGACGGACCACAUGCAUGCCCUCCCCGCCGGCCUCUGGGGGACCACCGUCAGCUUUCUUGCCGAGAUGACGGAUGUCGAAGACGGGGUGUUGUGGAGGAUCAAAGCACCGUUGGGCUUGCUGCAGACGACGACGUGGAAGUUGACGAGGACGGAAAGGCUCGAGGAGGACGAGGCCAAGGGUGUUGUGGACGAGGAGCGAGGGGAGUGGAGUUUGGUGGAGGAGGUCGAGAUCAAGGCGAAUCGCCUUCUCACGGGGACUGUCAAGGCCAAGUGCGAGGAGAAUUGGCCGGGGGUACAUGGCAGGUUUGUGGCGCAUUUGAAGGAGGGAGUGGCAAAGGCAUUGGAAGGAAGUGAGCAUGUAGUUGUGUAG